Molecule: messenger RNA, 6153 nt
Organism: Bursaphelenchus xylophilus (pine wood nematode)
Lineage: Eukaryota; Metazoa; Nematoda; Chromadorea; Rhabditida; Aphelenchoididae
Source: the annotation of a GenBank genome assembly
AUGAGUGGAAAGUAAGGUUGAGGUCAGUUUAAAACCAUGAAUAAUUUGCGAAUCUUUUCAGGUAUGCCCGUAAAAGAAAACACGAUCUAGAUCAGGAUACCACCAAAGAAGGAAGUAAUGAGUAGGUGCUUUCGGUUUAUUUUUGUUCUUUAGGUUUAUUUUGAGGAUUUGGUUGACGUUGGGUUGAAGAAAUUGGGAGAUUUUCGAAAUUUCUUUAUAGUUUCAUGCUUUAUCGGUUAGAUCCUCUCUUAUCAGUUAGAUAAGGUAGUUUGGCAUGCGUCGAGGUGUACUCGUCAUAUUCUGGAACAAAAAGGCUUGUUUUUACCCAUUCCUCUUCUUUCAGUGAGCCAAAACGUAGAUCAUCUCGUCAUUCCGCUCCUAAGCCAUCCAAAAAGGACGAAGCAGAGGAAAUAUCGAUCGAGGAGACCAACCGAAUCCGUGCCGAGCUUGGUCUAGCACCCCUUCAGGUCGAAGAGCCUCCAAAAGCACCGGAGGGAGAUGAAGGGAAUGAGGACGACACGAACGCUGAUGAUGAGAAGGUCUACAAUGAAGAUGGAAUUGAGAUCCACCACAAGAAAGCGGAGAGUUGGACUGAGAAGCGGGAGCAGGAGAAACUCCGUGAGAAGAUUCAGACGCAAAAGGAAAAGCAAAAGAUCUACAGCAAGGUGCUGAAGGUGAAGAAAGGCCUUGCUGAUUCGGAUGAGGAGGAAGAUUUGGAUUCCUGGCUGGAGAAGAGCCGAAAGGCAGCUGAGAGAUUCGAUGAAAUGGAUGAGAUUGUGGAGAAAGCGGCGGAAGAAGAGGUGUGUUUUUUUUUUUUUUUUUUGUUUUUCUUGAGUUUAGGUCGUAAUUCUAUUGAAGAAUGAAGUUUUCCUCAAGGCUGCUGUCCUUUUUGCUCAGUAAAUUGCAAUUUCAGACAAAAAGGGCUAAACCGAAAGUCAAGAAAGGAACGAAGUCGGCGCCUUCAUCUUCAACCUCCAAUCUUCUUAUUGGUCACUCAAAAGAGGCAUUUGCCGAUGGAUCGGAAACCGUUCUUGUUCUGGAAGACCGAGGCGUUCUUGAUGAAGAUGGCGAAGAGAUUCUGAUCAAUCCGAACUUGGUCGACAAUGAGCGACAUAAAAAGAAUGUGGAGCUAAGGAAACAGAAGAAGGAUUAUAACCCAUAUGAUGAUGAUGAAGUGGAUGAAUUUGGAAUGACAAAGAAGCAACAGAUCUUGUCCAAAUACGAUCGAGAUCUGGAUGGCGAUGUCAAACGAGAGACUUUCCGAUUGGGUAAGGGGUUUUUGAGAAUUUAAGUUAUAUUAUAGUGGGCUAGUGUUUAAAAAAUUUUUAUUUUAGAUGAGGCUGGCGGCUAUGAUUUGGACAAAGAAGAGCGUGAAUUGGAAAUGAAAAGGAAAUUGUUCAUGGCAAAUAAAAAGCUGGAAAGUUUGGAGUCAUCGAAGUACACCUUGGCCAGAGAAUUUUACACCGAAGAGGAAAUGGUCUCAUUCAGAAAGCCAAAGAAAGUAAAGAAGGAUAAGAUGAGGAAACGAAAAACUUUGAAGGCAUCUGACAUCCAACCCGAAGAUAGUGGGGAUCUGGAGGCAGAAAAGAAGGAAAAGUAGGUUAAUGAGGUGGUGUGGAUGUCAUCGGAGGCUUCUGGUUGUAUUAUUGGAGUGAUUUGAUCGGUUUUUUGGCAAGGAAAGCACUUAUAUGGAGUAUGGAGCUACAGGUCGAGAUAUGCAUCAAAAAAUCGCAAAUUUUUUUUUGAUUUAGAAUGUGUAAAAAUUAGCUGCCCAAUUUUAGUUUGUAAGGGCGAAAAACCCCUCAGAACUUUAGUCGCAACACCUCGCAGCCUUUUUUUUACAUUGGAACUACUAUGAAGUUGUAGUAUUAAUCAAAUUUGAUAUUGCUUGUCGAGAUGCUAGGGUUUACUUGAGCUCAAAACAAAAUUUUUGAAAUGGAAAAAACUUGGUCAAAAAGGAAUUUGCUGGUGUUGCAAGAAAAGUUGUGUCAAGGGAAUUCGCAUUUUUCGCAAAUCGACCCAUACUGGUGACCUAGUGGACGUUGAAGGCCUCAGACAGUGCAAUAAGAAUCUGGUUUUCAAAAGUUUUUACGGGCCCUGAGGGCAGAGUUAUGGCUCAUCAAGGUACACGCAAAAAUCCCACCGAAAAGACCCUUCAAAAGAGAGGUUUAACUCUGCCCUCAGGGCCCGUAAACACUUUUGUAAGCCAUUUUUUUAUUGCACUGUCUGAGACCUUCAACUUCCACUAGGGCACCAGUAUGGAUCGAUAUGCGAAAAAUGUGAAUUCCCUUGUCGGAACUUUUCUCGCAACACCAGCAAAUUCCUUUUUGACCAAGUUUUUUUCCAAUUCAAAAUUUUUGUUUUUAGCUCAAAUAAACCCUGACAUCAUGACAAGCAAUAUCAAAUUUGUUUAAUACUACAACUUCACAGUCGUUCCAAUGUAAAAAAGAGGCAUUUGCGUGUUGUUUCGAGAAAAGUUCUGAAGGUUUUUUCGCCCUUACAAACUAAAAUUGGGCAGCUAAUUUUUACAUAUUUUGGAUCAGAAAAAUUUUGCGAUUUUUUUGAUACAUGUCUCGACCUGUAACUCCAUACCCCAUAGAAGCACUUUCCUUGUGAUUUUUUUUGUUAUCUCGGCAGCCUGCGCCCUGCACAACCUAAAAUACGAUUCAAUUUCAGGGCCAAACGUCUCGCCGCCCGCCGCCAAGCCGAGUCGGGCGAAGCCCCGGAGGGCAAUGGGAAGUCGAUAAGUUCGUUUAAGGAAAUAAAAACUGAAGAGGAAAUGGAAGAAGGAGAAGUUGAAGACGAAAAGCCUCAGGUGAAAAUUGGCGGGAAGUGGAAGGAAAAUACUCGAGGGAAUGUGGACAUAAAGAAGUUGAAGAGCUUGGCCGAGAGGAUUGGGAAAGCCAGCGACAGCGAAGAGGAGGAGAGCGAUGAUGAUGGUGGGUUUUGAAAUUUUUUGAUUUUUUGGAGGUUUUUUAGAAGAAAAGAGAUGAUUUUUAAGUAAUAUUUGAUUACUUUUUUUUUGGGGUUUUUGACAACGAAUGUACUUCUAUGAGGUAAAGUUACAGGUCGAAAUAUAUAUCAAAAAAUUUGCAAAAAUUUUGGAAUUCAGAAUAUAUAAAAAUUACCUGCCUAAUUUUGGUUUAAUGACAUGUUUUUGUCCUCAGAAAUUUUCUCCCGACACCAUGCAGGUGCCUUUUUGACGAUUUUUUACCAACUAAAAUUUUUUUGUUUCACGCUAAAAUAAACUUGGGGUCCUGACAAGCCAUAACGUAUCAAAUUGGAUUAAGACUACACCUUAAUUUUAAUUGGUAAAAAAAUAGUCAAAAAGGUACUUGCAUGGUGCCCCGAGAAAACUUCUGAGGACAAAAAUAUGUCAUUAGAUCGAAAUUAGGCAGCUAACUUUUAUAUAUUUAGAAUCAGAAAGCUUUUGCGAAUUUUUUGAUAUAUAUCUCGACCUGUAACUCCAUACCCCAUAUAAGUACUUUCCUUCUGAAUAAUAAUUGAUGAUUUUUUUUUAUUUUUGGCUCCUAUUCGGCAUUGCUUUAGAUUUUGUUGGCGGCGCGAACAUUGGAGGCGUGAUUCUCGAUGACGAAGCCGAAGACGAACUUCACGCUGCACUAGAGAAGACGAGGAAACUGAAUCAAGCGAAAGAGAACGAAUCCUCGGACAAAUGGCGCCAGGAAUUGCUGAAACGACGGAUAAAGAAGGAGGAGGAUUCGGACGAAGAAGAAGAGGACUUUGCCCUCCCCGGCAACUCGAAAGGCCUCGUCAUCGAUGCCACCGCCGAGAGCUACAAAUCCAUCGGCGAAAUCCUGAGCCUGGGCUUGGCCGGCAACCGCGAUGACAAUGUGGAUUACUCGGAGAUCAAACAGGAAGAAGAGGCACGAAAAGUGGUCAAGAAAACCGAGAGCGAGGUGUCGGACACGGAUUCGGAAAUGGAACAGGAUGAAGAGGACCUACAGUCAAAGGAAUUGAAGAACAAAGUGGAAUUGGACAGCAGAAUGGGCGACUUUGAAGAGGACGGACCGAAAUGGAAGGAAAUUGGAGACGAUCCGCCAGAAUCAAGCAGAAGAGAGGCCAAACAGGAAAGGAAGAAGCCCAAGAAGGAGGUAGGAAGCAUUUUGUAUUGGUUUGGAAGGGUUUUUGUGUUGGUUUGCAAGGGAAGUACCCGACGCUCAGAUUUUCUUUAAAUUUUGCACAAAAGUCGGGAAUAGACUAAAUAUCGGUUCCAGAAAGUCUUAGCUCGCGCUUUGCAGACCCAGCCGAGAUAUUGAACGGUUUUUUCGGCCGAGAGAGUACACUAAUUGGAGAGCGGUCAGAGAAAACAGCACUUUUUGGCCAUAACUUUGCUAGUUUAGCGCGGAAAACAUCGAUUUUUUGGGGAAACAUUACCCUCUAUGGUAGAAAUAGACAUGAAAUUUUUCGUGCCGAAAUUCGGCAAAAGGUAUCAAAUUUUCGCCAACUUUCGAACUAAAAAUCUCAGUUAUUUCGACAAAGCGCGAGCUAGGAUUGUCGCAUAUAUUUUACAAAAAAUUACUCUAAAUUUGUGCCAAGUUUCAUCAAAAUCUGAGCGUCGCACUUGGGGCACUUCCCCUGUUCGGUAAUAAAUUUUGAGUUUUUAAAAAUUUUCAGAAUGGCUUUGUAUUUGUAUGUUGUUAUGUUUUUUUUUUACUUUUUAGGACGAAGAAGUCUUUGGCGUUGACUAUGAGAAUGUUUUGGGAGAAGAAAGGGAUGUAACAAAAGGUGUGGGGGCCAUGUUAAAGAUGGCUGCAGAGAGAGGAUACCUCCCAACGAAAAAACAGGGAUCCAGUGGAAGCCAUCUUUCCCAUUUGGAAUCCAAGCGCUUCUCGAGAGUUGAAGGAGGGAAUAAGUAAGUUUUUAGAGGUUUUAAGAUGCCUUACGAGAUUUGAUUUGUGGUGUUUUGUAUGAUUUUUUGGUGGAUUUUGGGGAUUUUUUUACAAGGAAAGUACUUCUAUGGGGUAUUGAGUUACAGGUUAAGAGAUGUAUCAAAAAACCGCAAAUUUUUUCUGAUUCAGAAUGUGUGAAAAUUAGCUGGCUAAUUUUGGUUUGCAAGGGCGAAAAAACCCUCAGAACUUUUCUCGCAACACCCGAAAAUGCCUUUUUGAACAAGUUUUUACAAAUUCGAAAGCUUUGUUUUGGGCUACAGUAAAGGACCUGAUCCAAUGGCAAAAAACAUGUCAUUUUGCAUCCGGGAAGUAUCAAAAAAUGUGGCAAAAUGCCUCCCUCUCCAAGUGAAAAAACUUCAUUUUGAAAGGCGCCGUUUCCCUCACAAAAAAAGCGGGCCCGCUUUUGAAAUCGGAGUUUUUUCACGUGGAGAUGGAGGUAUUUUGCUACAUUUUGUGAUACUUCCUGGAUGCAAAAUGGUACGUUUUUUGCCACUGGAUCAGGUCCGCCACUGUAGCUCAAAACAUUGCUUUUCAAUUUGUAAAAACUUGGUCAAAAAGGCAUUUUCGGGUGUUGCGAGAAAAGUUCUGAAGGGUUUUUCGCCCUUACAAACCGAAAUCAGGCAGAUAAUUUUUGUAUAUUCUGAAUCAGAAAAAUUUUGCGAUUUUUUUGAUAUAUCUCUCGGCCUGUAACUCCAUAUCCCAUAGAAGUUUUUUCCUUAAAAAAAGACCCAAAAUCCACCAAAAAUCUUAUAAAACACAAUUUUGCGAUUUUUUUUUGAUACAUGUCUCGACCUGUAACUCCAUACCCCAAAGAAGUACCUUGUAAAAAAAACUAUUUUUUCUUGGCAAAAUUUUUUGUCUUUUCAGUGACUUGGAAGACAAAUACAUCCGGAAAUUGGAGCGAUCCGCGGGUUCCGGCCCCACCCGCCACUUUGAGGACAAGGCCGACUACAACCCGGACAUCCAAAUCAUGUACACGGACAAGAAGGGACGCGUCUUGGAUCAAAAGGAAGCCUUCCGAGAACUGAGCUGGAAAUUCCAUGGCAAAACCCCGGGCAAGAAGCAGAUCGAGAAACGCCAGGCGAAGCUGGCCAAGAAGGAGAAGAUGAAAAAAAUGAACAGCUCCGACACCCCGUUGGGCACCUUGGCCAAGCAACUCAAGAAACAGGAACAGACCCAAAGCGCGUAUUUGAUCCUCACCGGCUCUCAGAGGUCCGACAUGGCUCCAAUUCAAAAGGACUGA